Messenger RNA from Acinonyx jubatus (cheetah), 1030 nucleotides. RefSeq names its product bone marrow stromal cell antigen 2 (gene BST2). Gene Ontology annotation, biological process: innate immune response; defense response to virus. Lineage: Eukaryota; Metazoa; Chordata; Mammalia; Carnivora; Felidae. Gene Ontology annotation, molecular function: metalloendopeptidase inhibitor activity. The transcript has 5 exons. The record is from RefSeq and is a predicted model, not a curated record. The coding region runs from base 160 to 663 and encodes 167 amino acids. Gene Ontology annotation, cellular component: cell surface; Golgi apparatus.
CCAGGACGGCCGUUAUGUUAAUAAGGGGGCAGCCUCAGCCAAUAGGACGUCCCAGCAGCCCCCUAGCUCCUGCCCAAACUCACUCAUUCAGGGGCAGAUCUAGAGUCACCUGCUUUUUACCACUAUUGGCCUGUGCCCAGGACUGACUACUCAGAGUCAAUGGUGCCAGGUCGGAGUCUUGGGUGGCAGAGGUGGCUGGGGGGCUUCCUGAUCCUGGCGGUGCUGGGUCUGUCCGUGGCCCUGGUCAUCUUUGUUGUCAAGGCCAACAGCAAAGCCUGCAAGGAUGGCCUCCUAGCAGAGGAGGAGUGUCACGGUGUCACCCGCCUCCUGGAGAUCCAGCUAACCCAAGCCUGGGAAGGCUUACUGAGGAACGAGGUCCAGGCUGCCACCUGCAACGAGACUAUGGUAACCCUGUUGGCUUCCCUGGAGAUGGAGAAGGCCCAGAGCCAGGAGUGGCUCGCGAAAGGGGAGGAGCUUCGGGGAGAGAUCGAGGAGUUGAAGCACAAGCUGCAGAACGCUUCGGUGGAGGUGGAAAGACUGAGAAAAGGGACUGAGACCUCGAGCAAGAAAAAGGAAAUCGCGUCUGCCAGCUCCUUGAAAGCGCUCAGCCCCUUGGUGGUCUCUGUGCACCUGCUCCUGGCCUUCGUUGCUCUGCUGGCUUGAGGUCCCUGCGGGCCACAGUCUGGACUGGUCCGUUCCUGCUCUGCUUUUCCCUUGGAGGCUUGACCUGACCUGACCGGUUCUGAAGAGGCCACGCUGUGGCACAGUCAAGGGAAGGGGGGGGGGGCGGGGGGGGGGCAGGCAGCAGCUGGAGGUACACGGAGAAGCCUUGAGGUUGGACAAGCAGGGGAGCUGGCCCAGGGCUGCCUCCCCCUCGGGCCUCCCCGCCCCCUCCCCCUUGCAGCGCUGGGCAGGGCAUGGGAUGGGGAGACCUGCUUCUUGCUGUCACGGUUUCUGGAAGCUCACUGUCCUCUGAGGUCUUUGACCUCCUUAAAAAGUAAACACCCCUUCCGGGGAGAAAGACAUUGCU